This is a messenger RNA of Leptinotarsa decemlineata (Colorado potato beetle), 998 nucleotides long. RefSeq names its product transcription initiation factor TFIID subunit 7. Gene Ontology annotation, molecular function: RNA polymerase II general transcription initiation factor activity. Gene Ontology annotation, cellular component: transcription factor TFIID complex. Lineage: Eukaryota; Metazoa; Arthropoda; Insecta; Coleoptera; Chrysomelidae. Gene Ontology annotation, biological process: RNA polymerase II preinitiation complex assembly; transcription initiation at RNA polymerase II promoter. The record is from RefSeq and is a predicted model, not a curated record.
ACAGUUGUCACUUCCGUGAAUUAUUCGUUGAGGGUUUUUGAAUAUAAUAAAUGAGAAUUUCCAUUGAAAAUUAUUGAAAGGAUGGAUAACGACAAAGAUAAAUUUACUUUAGAGGAACAAUUUAUACUCAGGCUUCCUUUAGAGGAAGCAAGAUAUAUUCGUGAAAUCCUUCACUCCAAACCAGAAAAGCUGAAAAAGUUACUGCAGAUCACCUACAAUGUCGACGACAGCAGAAUUAUUCUGAAUAUCGGCAGAUCUAGAUUGUAUGGCACCAUGAAGAAGUUGCCAACGAUUGUCGAAUCGUACAAGACUAACGUCGGAGACAACAAAGCACUAUUAUUUAAGACUGCUGAUAUUUCUCAUAUAGCGGUGUGCGACUACGUAGAGAAACCGAAAGAUAAACUUGAAAUGAAUAGCGGCAUAUGUCCCCCUCUGAAAAACGUCAAGAAGAAACGGUUCAGGAAAACUAUGUGUAACAUGGAUUUAGCAAUUGAGGCCGAAAAGGUUUCCAAAGAGUUGCAUUACUUGCUGAGUACAGAUGCGCAAGCGGUAUCUUCUACAUAUGAAUUAUUAUAUGAAGGGCCUUUAUAUAAAAACCAAAAACAGUGCGAGAAGACCUUGUUUGGUCAACUUUCCAGUGACUUUUCAGAGGUUAAAAAAUUACUUGUUCUAUUUUAUAAACUGUUUCCUCAGACUAACUGGAUUUGUUUUAAUCUCAUUUUGAGUAAAGAACAAUGCAUUAAGUUUAAAAAUGAAAUGUUCAGUUCAAUGCUUUGAUAUGUAAAACAAGUCCUGUUCAUGGAGGAAAUAAUGAAAUCUUUUUUUUUUCUACAAAUUAACCAGAUUUAUUUUUUUUUUAGUCCAGCAGUGAUUCCAGUUAGGGAUUCCUUAGGUAUUUCACUUUUAAUUCAUCGAAGUUAAUUUAGAAAAUCAAUGUUUUUGUUUUUUAAAUGAUGGUUGUGAUUUGUUAAGUUUUAUUAAUUAAAGUUUUUAAUUUU